Molecule: messenger RNA, 1221 nt
Organism: Trichoderma harzianum CBS 226.95
Lineage: Eukaryota; Fungi; Ascomycota; Sordariomycetes; Hypocreales; Hypocreaceae
Exons: 4
Coding region: 1-1221 (406 amino acids)
Molecular function (GO): protein binding
Source: RefSeq, a predicted model, not a curated record
AUGGAUUCCAGUCCCGACCUGUCUUCUUCUGGACUACUUCAUCGAGCCGUUGGAGGGGUAAAACAAUUUUUAGAUGGAGACCAAAACCAGCCUGCCUUUGAUCGAGUAGCCCUUCGCUUGUACGGGGCAUUUCCAAAACAGCGCAAUGGCCAAUAUCUACACGAACACUGGGAGCAAGGCAAUCUUUUAGUUAAUCAUAUCGUCGCAUUGAACAAACGCUAUCUUAAUACGUCUUUGUCUCCCCAAAUCUCUCCAACUUUUUACUACAUACGUCUGCUUAGCAAUUGCGCAUGGUUCCUUUACGAGAAAGACAAUUAUCAUGAGGCACAAACAAUAUUGGUUGGCGGCCUCGACGCGUGCGAACAGCUGAAGCUAGUGUCUAAAUCCCCUGAGAUCGAUAUCAUCCACGCCCAUAUGCUAAACACUAGUGCUAUUCUUGAUGAUUGUGGAGGACGUUUUGACUCCCAAAUUGAGAAGCUCAAAGAGGUCCUGGAAAUACGGAAACGCGUGCUUCCCCAAGAUCACGAAGAGAUUUCUGGUGUUCUCAAUAACUUGUGUCUGGCAUACGAAAGUGCUAUGCAAUUCCAAGAAGCGUUGGAAUAUAGAGAAAAAUCUUUAGAAGUCUGCCGGAAGCACCCGAAAUCGAUGUCUCGAGAAACUAAAAUUCAGAAGAGAGAGUUGGUAUAUUCGAGAUUGCUUUUGGCCAUGGGUCAGCUGGAAGAGGCAAAAAAAUUGUUUCCUGGACUGUCGCGAUAUUUUGAAAUCAUCCAGAACUGGUAUUUUAUUGGACAUUUAUACAUCAUUAUGGGCAAUUAUCACUUUGCUAAGCGAAACUUUCAGAGUAGCCAAAGGUGUUUUUUGCAUGCUCUGAAGCAGUAUGAAGAGGUUGGAAAAGCUACGGACCACCCACAGGCAGCCGCUUGUCUCUACAAGAUUGGUCGUGUUGCUUUGGAGGAAGGGGAUUUGGAUAAGGCGAUAGAAAAAUUUCGCGAGGCAAUCAAACGACUCCAAUUGAUUGAUCCGAUGAACCCUCAAAUUGGAAGGAUCAACUUCAUGCUUGGCAAAGCAUUGAAGAGGACUGGUGGUGACCACACAGAUGAGAUAGGAAAGCUGGAGAAAGAAAUUCAGGUCAUCGUGCAAAGGCUGAGACCACAGCAAGAUUUAUCGGCAGAGAUCACAGAGGCUCUCCUUGAUUCGCUAGUCGACGGGAUAAUCCGCUGA